AUGAUGCAGCAAGCUGCUGCAACCUCCUUGGAUUCUGAUCCAAUUGCCAUUCUAUCCUCGACUGAGUCCACAUACUCGAUGGUUUUCGGUAUGGCAGUCGAUGACAGCAUCUGCCGAUUUGAAUCGCAUCCUGACCCGACGCUACCGGACCUGGCCACCAUCUCUCGGACUGUUGUGCUGCAUCCAAACUUAUUGUGCAAUCAAUCCACACCUCCCGAUGCCGUCUAUCUGAAGUUUGGCAUCAAUGUUGUGGUCAGUGACCUCACCGACGACCUCAAUGAAUACACAUACGUGGCCUCGGGGUCGGUGCAACGCCUUCUGAGACGGGUAAAGAAAAUAUCAAGAAUGAGGACACCUGUAGCGGAGCUGCACAGCUCUUCAGCCAGAGGAAGACUUUAG
Peronospora farinosa is the source of this 399-nucleotide messenger RNA. The record is from the annotation of a GenBank genome assembly. Lineage: Eukaryota; Oomycota; Peronosporomycetes; Peronosporales; Peronosporaceae.